Molecule: messenger RNA, 1595 nt
Organism: Aplosporella prunicola CBS 121167
Lineage: Eukaryota; Fungi; Ascomycota; Dothideomycetes; Botryosphaeriales; Aplosporellaceae
Exons: 2
Coding region: 243-1595 (450 amino acids)
Source: RefSeq, a predicted model, not a curated record
GGAAGGUUGAUCAGCGCAGCAUCCACUGGAGAGCACCCACUUUAAUAAUUGGGUUGUUUCUAUGCGGAGUUGCUUCCGCAAUUGGACAUCAUGUCUACUACCAGUCUCUCAAAGGAACCUUUGUUGCCUCCGAAACUCGCCAACAGUGGGAAAUCCGCAUCGGUACCGGCCUUGCGUUCCUGACAAAAACUGCCCUUGCUGCGUCUGUCGGAGCUACAUUCACACAAAGGCUAUGGAUUACAAUGCGGAAAAGACCAAUCAAACUACAUGCCAUUGACAAUCUGUUCUCUUUGACUUACGAUCCAACGUCUUUCUUCAACUGGGAGGCAUGUCGCAAAGCAAAGACACUGUUUGUCCUUGCGCUGAUAAUGUGGUGUAUUCCUUUAAGCGCCACGGUCACACCCAGUACACUCUCCGUGCGAUCUCGAAUGACGCCAAAGGACAUCACUGCCAGCGUGGCCAGCAACAUUCUUAACGACACAGGAACUAGAGCGUAUCUCUGGGCCGAUUGGCCAGGAGUGGGACGGUUUGGCUCUGUUUCACCGCACGUCAACCGGCUGUUGGCAGCGACAUCUUCCUCGGGCUCUAUCUUGCAACUCACACCACCUUCUCCCAAUGCAACAUACACGCUAGACUUUCACGCGCCGUCCUUCAAGUGCGAGAACCUCAGCAUUGCCCUUGCUUCUCAUUCAAACAACGACAACUCUUCUGAACUAACAACAGCCUGGAACUCCGCAAUGGGAAAGCUACGUUCGUUGGCCGUUUACACCGGGGCGGAGAGUAGAGGGUCAACACAAAAAUAUUUCUUCAUCAACCUGAACGGCAAAAGCGGCCAAAACAUCACUUGCAGGCCCUGGAACACGUCUUACACCACAAACUUCAAUUGGGUCAAUGGUGUUCAAACUUUGACAAUCACAAACCUCACCCAUAUUGAUGUCCUAAAUAAACGGACAGAUACGAUUUACACGGACUUUGCACCAGGCGAAAUUGCUUCCUUGUCUAUAACAGAGGCAUUAAUGGGUCUUCUCACCACCGAAAUCGGAUACGGUGCUAACGGAAAUCUCUACGGCGCCGACACCCUCUUGCCGAAAACGGGCAUCUUUGCUUGUCCUGAAAUAGCAAACUCCAUGACCAACAACAACAAUUUCGGCCUUCAAAACUCGCCUUAUGAUUGCCGGAACGGCUCUGUCCUAAAAACCAUCGAGGAUCUGUCGCAUAACUUUACGCUGAGUCUUUUGUCCUCAAGCUUGUUAACCGAAAGAACGGACACGGUCGUUCACAUACUCGAAGCGAGGAACGUUUACGCGUACAACAGGACUGUUCUUGUCUCUGUAUACGGUGGUUGUGCUUUCAUUGUACUCUUGUGCGUCUGCGUGGGGUUGAGGUCGCUGUUCAAGAACGGUUACAGCGCAAACAUGUCGUUCUCGAGCAUCAUGUUGACCACAAGAGAUUCAUGCCCGGAGCUGGCGCGGGUGGCUGCAGAUUAUCGGUUGCCGGCGGAUUCACUGCAUAAAGAGCUGGGGGAUGUAAAGCUGCAGUACAAGUACAAUGAAGUAGAAUCUCCGUUGGGCUUCAGGGUUAUUAGGAGGCAUUAA